This is a messenger RNA of Dermacentor silvarum, 2876 nucleotides long. RefSeq names its product galactosylgalactosylxylosylprotein 3-beta-glucuronosyltransferase S-like. Gene Ontology annotation, biological process: chondroitin sulfate proteoglycan biosynthetic process; carbohydrate metabolic process. Bases 802 to 1764 code for a protein of 320 amino acids. The transcript has 6 exons. The record is from RefSeq and is a predicted model, not a curated record. Gene Ontology annotation, molecular function: galactosylgalactosylxylosylprotein 3-beta-glucuronosyltransferase activity. Gene Ontology annotation, cellular component: Golgi membrane. Lineage: Eukaryota; Metazoa; Arthropoda; Arachnida; Ixodida; Ixodidae.
GCCGCAGUGGAUACGGGUUGCGGGCUGAUUUGUUUAUCACUCGGUGUAAAAUUAGUUUUCAGCUCAAGUCAUGGCCACUGACCACGUCUGUAUGCGCACAAGUGGAACUCGAGGUGUCUGUGAAGCAUUCGUUGAGUGGGGUCGCAUUGUCGCUGCAGGUAGUGCUGUGCGUGAUUCGUCGAUGUAGACCGUGCUUUAUCGUGUUCUUCUGGUGUAAAUUCCCAGCCUGCGCACCUGUAUGCACGAUCAAUUGCAAUGACCUUCUCUCGGAGCCUCACAUCGACGUUGGAAUAGCCGAAUUCAAAACUGGAUUUUCCUUGGGUGACGUUGCAACCUUCGCCGUAUAGUAAAUUAUUCGUGCUCCGUUUCCGAUCAACGUGUUCUAUUCUUGGUCUUCACUGCAUUGCACAAGCGGUCGCUGGUGAAGCUGCGGACUUUUUCUAUGCCGUGGAUGUUUUUUUUUUGUGUAAUGCGCUGACUGGGCAGCAUGUCUCGCCUUACGACAUGUGAUUGGGAUUGUACUUCAAAUGCAAUGCCUUCAGGGAUUAAAAUCAAGAUUGUUGGAAGUGAAUAUGCAAGAACCUGGACUGUACUUUCUUCCGGAAAGGUCAACUGCAAAUAUGCAGAGGAGCAUUCCCUAACGGAGCAAAUGCGUCCAGAGUGUAAACGAGUAAAUCAUUUAUAAGCUCCCCGGAAAGCAACAUUGUGCACCCUUCAGUUGCUGCACGGUUCCUCGAGAAAGCUGACGACAGGCUGUAGUGUGCAGAGCACGCGCGCGGAAGUCGACGUCGCUUGGUAAAGAUGACCUCUAUGGCGGAACGCAUGCCAUGUGCUGCAUUGAAAAAAGCUCACGAAUGGUCAGGCCUGCGCCGUAGAACAUGGCUAAAGGUCGGCGCGUGCACAGCCACUGGCGUUAUGCUGCUACCACUGAUCUACGCGCAUCUAGUAGCCUUGCCGUCGUCGUGGUGUGAGACGGGUGGAGGAGCGCACACCGAAGGCCCAACGGUGUACGUGGUGACACCGACGUACCGGCGUGCCACCCAGGCCCCCGACAUGGUCAGGCUGUCACAGGCGCUCAUGAUGGCGAAGGUCCGCAUCUUCUGGGUCGUUGUCGAGGACGCCGAACGGCCGUCAUCGUUGGUGGGGAACAUAAUGCGCCGCUCGGGGCUGGCCGGAGUUCAGCUGACCAGUCGGACUCCCUCACAAUUUCGGCAAGCAAAACACGGCAAGGGCGUCGCCCCUCGCAUGAGGGCGAUAGCGUGGCUGCGAGCCAACGCCGUGUUGCCUUCCGUCCUGUACUUCGCCGACGACGACAACUCGUACGACCACCGCCUAUUCGGCCAGAUUGCCCAGGUGCAGCGGGUUGGCGUGCUACCCGUCGGUCUGAUAGGGACGUACAGCGUCAGUUCUCCCGUGGUGUCGUCCGCCGGCCGCGUAGUGGGCUUCCACGACUCGUACAGGCCGGAACGUCGUUUCGCGAUGGACAUGGCCGGGUUCGCCGUCAACAUGCGGCUCGUUCUGUCCAGCGCAAACCUCAGCAUGCCCUACAAGUUGGGACAGCUGGAGACGGGGUUUCUGGAGAGCCUCGGCAUCAGUGUCGACGACUUGGAGCCGCUGGCCAGCUACUGCACCGAGGUGCUAGUGUGGCACACCAAGAUGGUUUCGAAAAGAUUUCCUUCAACAAAGGUAUUACGUCGACUUAACAUUACGUCACCGAAUAAUUUACCGCUAUUAUACAAGAACAUCUUAGAAGACGAAGUUUAGAACGUAUACAAAAAAGAGGUCUCUUCCCCGUGGUGUCCCGCUGAGAUGUGUCGACGAAAAGUGCUUCCAAUCUGCAAGCGACAACCUUGCAACGUGUUCUAUACGCCCGGCUUCUGCGUCUACGGCUGACGUUCAUCAACUUCUGUGACUUCCAAAGGACCCUGGAACACUUUCUCAAUCAACGACCUGCUAAUGCGAAUAGCAUGCUUGCUAAUGUCAGACGAGUUUUAUUCCGGGCCAUCUAUGUAGCAAUGCACCAAAGUUAUGGGAUGAUCCCGAAGAUAGUGAAAUGUAAAAGUCUGAGCCGAUCCCAAAGGUAGUGCAGUCUGAAAAUGCGCGUCUAACAUCGUUCACGGCGAUCGCAAAAAAAAUUUAAAACUUUGAAAUUUCUUUUGUGCUAGGCGGAACCGAAUGGUGCACCGUAUACACGUUCCUCAAGCACACCAGCAAGCCGCUUUAGUGCGCUGAGGAAAAGAUUUUCCCGAGAAGCGAAGGAUUGAUUCUCACUGUUUACACGCACCAAUGCACCACACAUUUCGGAGGCAACGACCGGAUUUUGAGGCCGCGCGGCUACACGGCAAGGCGUCUCCAGAAAGAAGCGCGAGACAGAAGCCCGGCUGCAGAGCAUGGCUUAUAUAUACCCUCCGGAGCGUCACCGGUGCAAUAUCGACGGAUCUCGGAGGCCACACAAAGGACUCCGUGCUGACUCCGCGGCGGUGCCGCUGCAAGGUGCAGCGUGUCCGGAGGAGGUGCGAGAAAAGAAGCCGGUGACAGUUUAUGCUUCUUGGAUGACUCGUUCAGCGUAUUUGCAUACUUGGAUAAUCCUCGUAGAUGCGCUCUCCUCGAAUGCUUUAAAUUCGUGCUAUCGAAGAAAUAAAGAGCUGCCCUGCUCAGUUAUUUUUGGGGCAAGCAACGAGCCUGCGCUCCACUUUCAUAUUAUUACUGACAUACUCGCAACGGAGGAAGAUAUCAAGGCUUUCUUGGAACUUUGCGUAACCAAAGCUUACAUUCAAGGUUCUCGGCUGGUUCUUCGGACAUUACGUACGUAGUACAUAGUCGUAUCGUGCUGUCUAUCCUCAUUGUCAGUCGUAGUAACCCUUCCUUUUUUCACC